UUGGCUUGUCAUCUUCUACGUCAACAACGUAAGGUGGUUAAACCCAGCGUGAUUCGAACCCGAGACGACGCUAGCCUUCGAUCGCAGGGACGGUACCGUCGAUGGCAUCGACCGCCUCCCUCUUCGUCCGUCUCUCACCCUGUCCGCUCCUCUCCAGUCGCACGAAGCCCGCCGCCUUCCCACGGGCGGCAGCUUCUCGUGCUCCAGGAGCGGCCGGCCUUGGCGGGACGCGGCUGGCGAGGCUCCACGCGCGCGCGAAAUUUGAGAAGUUCGAGGACGUUGAAGCGAAUGCCGACGGCGAUGACGACGGGGGAGUCCCGGAGGCCGCUGAACCCGCCGAGGAAGAUGACAGUGUCUUGCCGUCGGACAUGGAAGGUGCAAUCCGGCAAUCAAGUCAUGCAAGUGCUUUGUUCAUUGCUUCUGGAGGAACUAGAGCUAUUGUGGAACUUUUGAUACCAGAGCUUCAGUUUCUUGAUGAUGAAGGUGCUCAAGUGGAGCUAUGGGAAUUGUCAAGGAUCUAUCUGGAGUCGCUUAGAGAAGAAACAGGAUCCCAGAGAAUUAAGGCCGUAUUUCCUGAUGCUGGAGCUGCUGCUCUUCUCAAAUAUCGGUGGAAGGAUGCAAGUUUUGGUUUUUCCAGCUUAAGUGAUAGGAAACCUGUAGAUAACGAGGAUGAAGUUGUAGUCUUGGUGCUCCCUGAUUAUCAAAUGCUGGAAUAUGUUGAAAAAAUUGCAGCCCUGCUAUCAGAAUUCCCGCAAAGGCCACUCAUCAUGUGGAAUCCAAGACUCAUAAGUGAAGAUGUUGGCGUUGGCUUUAAUGUUCGGCAGCUAAGGAAAUAUUUCUUAAGCACAUUCACAACAGUAUAUUCCAUGAGACCGUUGCCAGCUGGUGCAGUUUUUAGAUGCUAUCCUGGAUUAUGGAAGGUAUUCUAUGAUGAUAAGGACAGACCAAACCGGUAUUUAUUAGCAAAAGAGCAGCCAUCUCGCCCUGAUGCAGAAGAACUUGAGAUAAUAUUUGGCAAUGUGACAGAGAAGUCAGAGAGUGGGCCUUCCCUGUUGGGUGGUGCAAUGAGCAUUUUCUCUUCGCUAAAUCGUUUCAUGAAGGCCAUCUCCAGAUGAUCAGAUACUUUGGCAGCUGCUAAAUAUAUUCGGGCUCUGCCUUAGUUAUUUAAUUAUUUAUUCUUGCAAAUUUCUGUUGAACUAUUUUUCUGUCCUCUAAGUAGGUAUCCUGUACAUAAAUGAUUUUAGUCCUUUUUGUGCCUUUCUCUCUCUUUCUCUUGGAAGCACUUAGGUGACCUCUUAAGGCUUGGCGGCAUAUAUUAUUACCUAAUAAAUGUAAAAGCAGAUUACAUAAA
Molecule: messenger RNA, 1351 nt
Organism: Nymphaea colorata (pocket water lily)
Lineage: Eukaryota; Viridiplantae; Streptophyta; Magnoliopsida; Nymphaeales; Nymphaeaceae
Exons: 9
Coding region: 102-1115 (337 amino acids)
Source: RefSeq, a predicted model, not a curated record